Molecule: messenger RNA, 1377 nt
Organism: Funneliformis caledonium
Lineage: Eukaryota; Fungi; Glomeromycota; Glomeromycetes; Glomerales; Glomeraceae
Source: the annotation of a GenBank genome assembly
AUGUCCAAAGCAUCAAAGAGCAGCAAAGUAAAUAUAAAAUCUGUUUUAUUACAAAUUCAACUUCAACAAUAUUUACCGAUUUUUCAGAGAAAUGAAAUUGAUUUUACAACCUUCUUGACAUUAAAUGAACAAUCCUUAAAAUCCAUUGGAGUCAAGAAUGAAUCUCAUUGUAAAAUAUUAUUGAUGUAUAUUAGGAAGUUACAACAGUUAUUAUUAACACCUGCGCAAACUGAAAGCCAUAUGUCUUCAAUCGUGGAAAAUGAAAAUGAUAAUCGUUCGACACGUGAAUCCAAUGAUGAUGAACUGAUCAAGGAUGAUGGUCAACUUACCGUCGGUAAUAAUUUGACCGCAUUGACGCCUAUCACGGAAGAAGAGGAACCGUUAACAAAUGUUGUUAAUGAGGAGGAAAUCAAUGACCUCACGGACGUAACGCACAGCAAUGUCGUAGUUGACGAUCAAAAGUCACAGAUUACUGCGCCAAUAAUAUCGGAUUCUUCAACAACUAAUAGUACUGAUAUCGCUGAUGAUCAGGAUACAAAUGAAGAACAAUCAGAAGAUAAUUAUACGCCAAUAUCUUUAACUUCUCGGGGACGUAAACAUAACAGCACAGAUGAUGAACUUAUUUCAGCUAUGAGACGACAACGUGGCGCAGCUGUACGAAGUACGAAUUGGCGCCUUUCUAUGCCCGUGACUAGUAGUGAAUUACCCUCUUAUUUCGAUGUUGUUGAUCGACAACACCACAGAAAUAAAAGUGAAUGUCAUGAAGAAUUACCUUCCUAUUCUUGCACCGUACAAAAGAGUGGUUAUAUUUUAAAGAAAAAUGAAUUCUCCUCAAAAGGAGUUAAAUCGAGAGAUAGAUCAUGGAAACACUUAUACAUAUAUUUAUGGGGAACUCUUCUACGUGUAUAUAAAAGCGAACCAAUUGAUUUCAACGUAAUAAAUCCAGUUCGCGAGUUUAGUAUGUUAAACGCUCAAAUAGGUUUAGCAUCAGAUUAUCUCAAGAAAAGAAAUGUGAUAAGAAUACGAGUUUCUACUGGUCAUCAAUUUAUAUUUCAAACACAGAGUCGUGAUGAAUGUGUUUCAUGGAUAGAAGUAUUGCAAUCUUCUGUAAAUAUUUCAUCUACUUUGGAUGAAAGAGAAAUGCCAAUGUUUAUUACCUUACCUACAAGACGACGCAGAGUUAAUGCAUCUAUGAUAACUACUUCAUCGUCAUUAUCAUCAAUGAAUUAUGAAGGUAGUGGUACACCGUUAAUAAAUUAUUCCUUAAUGCCAGUUUCUUCUUCAGGUUUAACUUUACAACAAUAUAAUGAAAUGGCAAGAGAAUUGCAGCAAGUUCAAAUUACUGGAGUUUUACCGCAACAACAAUUAUCCUGGUAA